Aphanomyces invadans is the source of this 1767-nucleotide messenger RNA. RefSeq lists its product as hypothetical. The record is from RefSeq and is a predicted model, not a curated record. Bases 12 to 1118 code for a protein of 368 amino acids. Lineage: Eukaryota; Oomycota; Saprolegniomycetes; Saprolegniales; Verrucalvaceae. The transcript is spliced from 8 exons. Gene Ontology annotation, molecular function: protein binding.
GGUGAAGGAAGAUGCUGGGGACGGCAUGGUCCGCACAGACCAACGACGCGCACUUCGUUCUGGACGACAAAGAGCUCCAUGACGUUUCUCAGAAGGUCCAAUCCCACAAAUCGUUUCGAAAGGACUACUUGGCGUACUGCAAAGUCCUCAACGUGACCCCACACCCAAAGCUAUGCCCUCGGCUCGAUGAAGAGGACAAAGACUUACUUGUCCAAGGGUAUGACGAAUCCGACGUCGACACUGUCAGUGUGCGCAACUGGAUGGUCGACACCGCCAGUCUUAAGGUGAUGUCUCUAGCUCUCCACAAUAGCACUGCCAUUCACACAGUCAAGCUAUUUAAUGUCGCGCUGUCCGUGGACCAACUCUCGCUCGUGUGCGAAAAAUUCCCCGCGACGUCCAUCAAGACACUCCAGAUCGAGUGGAAUUCCAUUGCGCCAACACUGUUAGUUGCUUCACCCGACUCUCCCGAUCUCACGACGUGCUAUGCAAAGUUGCUGUCGCCUCAGUCGUCGUUGACAAGUCUGUCGUUGCGCGCGAAUGGCAUCACUUCUAUAGGCGGAGCAGCGAUCGCUGAAGCACUCAAGACCAACACCAAGCUCGCCGUGCUCAAUCUCUUCCGCAAUGACUUGGCAGACGAUGGCGCCGCCGCCCUCGCGUACGCUCUGCCGGACAACAAGACCCUCAUGCAUCUGUCUGUUGCGAAUAACAACAUCUCGGCCACGGGGGCAAUGUCGUUGAUUCGCGCCAUAACGCGAUACGUACUUCGCGAAGACCAGCUCCAGCAUGCGGCCGACGUCGAAGUCCAAAUCCAGGCCGCGCUGGACGCUGCCAAGAAGCAAAAGAAGAAGCUCGAGCGCGCGGACGUGAUCAAGGAGCUUAAUCUCCCUGACACUGAAACGAUCGACGGUGUCAUGUACGGCGUUGGCAACGCCACAUUGCAAUCGCUGACAAUCAGCGGAAACAACCUCACGUCGUACGAUGACCUCCAGCCGCUCAACAAGCUGUUGGAAGACCACCAUGCAAAACUGAAGACGCAUUUGCAUGUCGUCAAGGCCCAGCGCAUGUUUCCUCGAAACGCAUCCAGCCCCAAGCCACUGUCCGAGUUCCUCCUGUUGUAAAGAAUCCACAAGUUGUGUACGCUCAAUGGGAUUUCGUUAUGUCGCCAACUGGAGACAGGAGGGACAUGACACGCGGAUAGAUGCACACCAGCAUGAACGACAGCAAAGCGAUGGCAACAACAAUCAAUGGGACUGCGCUUCGGGGCAAGACUUUUAGCACGACCUCUUCGAGAAGGAUGUCAAACUCCGUCCGCCGGGCAUCCAACUCUGCUUGUGUUAGGAUGUAGGAAACACCUUCGACUUGCAUUGAGACCUGUGGCACACCGUCAUCAAUGGGAUUUGUGGGCAUCGUUAUGAUACCUCCACGAACGCAACUUCGCCAGCAACGCCGCGGACAAACGUUUUUUCGGUGUUUAACAUGCGUCGCAUGUUCGUGUAGUGUGCACGGUCUCGGUGCAAUGAUUCGCUUGAGUCGAGGAUACGUAGUGUAAACUUGCUCGGCGUUGUCGCUCGGUAUGACAGCUUCACUUCGUAUGACAUGUCGGGGUCUGUUCGGAGCUCAAAUAUUACAGGUUGGUUGGGGUAAAUUACUUGGCGCGUUUCCAUUCGGUUCGGGUACAGGACCGCUGCAUUAGAGGACGCGUCAAUGCCAUAGAGUAGAAUCGCCGACAGAGCGGCGGCGAACGAUGUCCAUCGUGGCGCCAUUGUG